CUGAUCCUGCCAGGGAGGCUAUGGGGGAAGCCCCCAGGAGCCCCGGUGGGAAAUGAGGCCGCACUGCUGGCUGCGUGUCAUCCCUGCACGCUCCUGCCAGGCGCGGCUGCUCCUGCCAUCCCUCCCUCCCGCCCCGCGCCUGUCGCCUCUCGCUGUCACCCUGCUCUCCCAGAGUGGGGUCCCUUCUCCCUGACACUGCCUGACUGGGAAAGGAGCCUGACUCAUCCUGGACAGGUCCCAACAGAUGCUGGAGGGAGCAGCUUCAUCCCAUCACCCUGCGCCCGUGGAAGGAGGGCGGUGCUGCUCUUGACUCGGCAUCUCGCGCCUGGGUGGUGAGGGGCUCCCGGCAAGGCAGACCAGCCGCUCCCGCCAUGCCCCACUUCUUGGAUUGGUUUGUGCCAGUGUAUCUGAUGAUCUCCAUUCUCAUCCUGGUGGGCUUUGGAGCUUGCAUUUACUACUUUGAGCCAGGACUCCAGGAGGCUCAUAAGUGGCGAACGCAGAGGCCGAUCAUGGAACGAGACCUUCGGAAGACACUGAUGAUUCGGGACAACCUGGCCUUCGGGGUGCCUGAGGUCUGACACACUGCCCAUCGAGUCCAGAAGAGCCUCUCCUGGCUGGGCAGCAGUCCAGAAGCCUUGGUAGGGAUGACAGUCCUGCCCUGCACAAGCAGGGCUGAUCAUCACUUGGCUCUUUGCUGAUCUGGGUCUUGUACUUACCACUCACCUUUCUGCCCCUUUGCUUCUUAGGCAAGGUUUGUGUGGCACCGUAGACUUGGGGCUUCCCAUGCACUCAGUGCCCUUUACCCAGCCAAGGACUUCUGCUCCUCCCCAUGGCCGAGACUGAUGAAUCACUCAAAUGAAGGGUCCCUUGUUAAUCACUUGAGUUUGAGCUUCCUGGCAUCUUGAUGUGACCUUCAGUAAGAAAGGUCUCUGCAGGGAUACCAGGCUUGCAAAGGGAUGCAGAGCCUUUUACUCCUAGUCUCUGGGUUAAAUCUAACUCAGACUGUUUAAAUCUAGGAGGUAUUCUGGGGGAAAUAAAUGGGAUUUCAGCCCAGAUCAUUGCUUCAGCUGUGCUCUUCCCAGCACCCACCCUUGGUGCUGGGAUGGUAAGCUUGCUGAAGCUCUGUGCAGAGGGGCCAAGGGCUCAGCAAGCCCCAAAGACUGAAUGCCUUUAUUCCCGCUAAAGGCACACUACUUUUCUGUGUCAGUUUGGGAGACGGAGAACACUCAUCUACCCAUCCAUCUAUUCCAGAUGCAGUACAUUCAAAUUAAAGAUCUUUAGUAAAGAGGUUUGUCCAAGUUCUGUGUCAAGCUGAGAAUAUUCUGCAGCUCUCCAUGAAGGGGUGCUGCUAGACUUAUCACAUAAGCCUCUUGCGAUCUGCCUGACCUUCUGCUCCUCUGCCACAGAGUGAGAUGGGAUAGACUGGGAGGUAGCUUGCACUUGUUCAGUCCCCUGCACUCCAGAGUCCUAUGUCAUGGCUGGGCUCUCUCUUAAAUGUCAUCCCAAUGAAAGCUGUGAAGCAUCCCUCAACCUCCUUUCCCUGCAUGUCUCUCAGAAGGGACACUUAGCCUGCUGGUGAAAUGGGCCUGUUGCACCACCUCUGCUUUCUGGACCCAAGCCGUAUUAUGUGGCUCUGGCACAAAAUCCCAUGUUUAUAGGCUAUCUGCAUUUUCUGCACUGUCCUGGGGCUGAUCGGCUGCUUAAGUGCUGUAUGAAGGCAUGAUGCUGGGGCUAAGACAGACAUUCGCAUCUUCUCCCUUCCUGCCAGCCCAGUGCAAUGUCCAGUGUGUAGAGGGAGGUUUGGGGGAGCUCUGAAACCAUGGUUGUGUCAAGAGCCUCUCCUCACCUCUUCUCCCACCCCAAUACCCACCCAUUGGAUGCAGUAGGUGCAGCAGUGCUACCUGUGAGUCCCCUGGAUGCAGUGGGGUCCUGUGUACCCCACUCCUGCACAUCCCAGGGGAUGUCAGCUGGCUGCCACCACCCCACAGUGUGCUCCUGGGGUGCCAGCUCUGUGCCGUAGUCCCCAGUGGCUCCUUUGGGCAGCAGGAGUUCCUUGGCCUGGAUGCCCAAAUCUGCCACAGAUCCCAUAUGGGCUUGUGUCACUCAGCCUCUCCUGUGAACCUGUCAGGGGAGGCUUUCUCCUCCGUUCCCAAAGAGAGGAGAACGCAGUGGGUUGUUUUGAGUGAGUCAUGCUCCAUUGGUAAUUCUCUGGGGAUUAAAGUUAAUUUUUAGCUCUAAGGGUUUUAGCUGAGAAAGGAAUGGGUCAGAACAUCCUGUAAAUAUCCUGCGUCUUUUUGGGACAUUUCAUCCAUCCAGAUUGCAAUUGGACCACCAUUACCUUCCACAAACAAAACCAGGCACACUGGCAGGAGCUUUCUGGCUCUGUUUCAGUGUUGUGGUUUAACCUGGCAGGUAGCUAAAUAUCACACAGCUGCUUGCUCACCCCGCCUCCCCACUGGGAUGGGGGAGAGAAUCGGAAGGGAAAAGUAAGAAAAUUCAUGGGUUGGGAUAAGAACAGUUUAAUAAUUAAAAUAAAAUAUAAUAAUAAUAAUUUUAAAAAAACAUUGUAAUGAAAAGGAAAACAGGAGAGAGAAGCAAAACCCAGGGAAAAAAAAAUUAUGCGACUGUUCAUCCACUGACCAAUGCCCCGCCAGUCCCUGAGCUGCGAUCACUGCCCCCCAAGCCAACUCCCCACAGUUACUAUACUGAGCAUGACAUCAUAUGGUUUGGGAUAUCUCUUUGGCCAGUUUCAAUCAGCUGUCUUGGCUGUGCCGCCUCCCCUCCCAGCUUCUUGUGCACCUGGCAGAGCAUGAGAGGCUGAAAAAGUCCUUGAUUAGUGUAAGCACUAUGUAGCAACAAGUGUGUUAUCAACAUUAUUCUCAUACUAAAUCCAAAACACAGCACUAUACCAGCUACUAGAAAGAAAAUUAACUCUAUCCCAGCUGAAACCAGGACAUUCAGCCAGAGGACAAUUUGAGUCCUUCCAUUCAGCCAAAAACCAGAGGUUGUGAUCCGAGUACCCUGACUGGAGAGUCUUGCUUGGCAGGGAAAUGUAGUGAGCAGGAUUACUCCUGUGUCCAAAGUUACUCUUGCCCUGGCAAGAAAAGGCUCAAAGCACAACCUGAAACAGGUAAAUCCCAUGUAUUUUUGUGACUUGGUGAUUUGAGGCUGCAAAAGGGAAAUGCCACAGGGCUGAGCUGCAUGUUCUGAUAUGCCACCUUCACCUGCAUGGCUCACAUCCCCCACCCUCCGGCACACACAGCCAUAUCUCCAAGCACCAGCUUGGAAACCUGCUUCCUUGCCUCAACUCCCUCACAGUUGGGACUGCACUGCCAAUGGACCCCAACUGAGCCACGGGGUUGCAAUAAAAAACUCUGUACUGGAGGUGAGGGACUUGGAGCUGUCAGGGACAGGUUAAACUGUCCCCAUUGGAAGGGGACCCUGAUCCUCACGGCUUGCACCAGUGCAGGCUGCUCUGCCAUUGCACCUCCUCCAAAUCCACUUUCGCCUUCUGAGUUAAAAGAGAAGAGGGAAAACCACCAGCCUGGUAAAAAACGAAAGGCUGAGUCUGUCACCCUGGCUCUUGGCCAGCUGGCAUCCGUGGUGCAAUGGGGCUCCCACAGGGGAUCCCCUCUCCCCUCCUCCAUGUCCUUCUCUGCACAUUGUCCUGCCUGUUUUCACCUCUGCUCUGCCCACGAGUCGCUGCAGAAACUGAGCAAAAACAAGAUGACAAACAGGUCAGGGUUGGACUAGAGAGAAACUAGUUAUGUAUCUCCUCUGGCUUAUUUUUUGCGCUGUUUAGUCCUGACACAAUCUGUAUUAAGCCAGGUUAUUUUCCACAAGUACAAAGCACUUUAUUGCCAACAGUGUCAAAGCCCUCCCCAGUGGAAUAAAAGUGUGUGACCAACCA
Molecule: messenger RNA, 3910 nt
Organism: Phalacrocorax carbo (great cormorant)
Lineage: Eukaryota; Metazoa; Chordata; Aves; Suliformes; Phalacrocoracidae
Source: RefSeq, a predicted model, not a curated record